This is a messenger RNA of Zophobas morio, 9503 nucleotides long. RefSeq names its product dmX-like protein 2 (gene Rbcn-3A). Gene Ontology annotation, molecular function: protein binding. The transcript is spliced from 27 exons. NCBI's taxonomy places the organism in Eukaryota, Metazoa, Arthropoda, Insecta, Coleoptera, Tenebrionidae. Bases 109 to 9270 code for a protein of 3053 amino acids. Gene Ontology annotation, biological process: vacuolar acidification. The record is from RefSeq and is a predicted model, not a curated record. Gene Ontology annotation, cellular component: RAVE complex.
GUAUGUCGGUCCUGUCAAAGUUGCAGAAAACAAAUUGAUUUGCCCUCAAGAUGUGGUCCCCCCUUGAAACGACUCCGUCGCUCUAAACCACCCCAAACCGCCACCAAAAUGAAUCUCCACCAAAUCGUGAGCGGCGCUUGCAACGCCGGCGACAAAUGCUUCGCAGUAGGCAGCGUCGAGGGAGUUCCCUUCACGGCCUACGCCGCCGGGUGCAACAUCGUGAUCCUCGCCUCCACGUUCGAGCGGGUCCAGAUCAUUCCAGGCGCUGUGCAUGACUACAUCCGGAUCAGCUCGAUUGACUGUUCGAGCGACACGGGUAAAAUCGCAGCCGCUUAUGACAACACGGUGUGCAUCUACGAGCCGACUCCUCUCAUACAUAACACUUCGCGGCAUGGCUUGGACUACAGGUGGGUCCAGACGGGCACUUUGAAGACGGAUUCGUCCAUCAAGGCGCUGAGCUGGAAUUUGGAAGGCACGCGGUUGUUGACUGCGGGGGCGCACGUGCAGCUGUGGCACCUGAAUUCGCAGCCGGUGGAGGAGACCCCGAAUGUCACUUUCACGUUGGGCGGGGGCGAGAAUGCGGAUGGGUCGGAUUCGAUGGAUUAUUUGGAGGAGCCGGAUAAGCCACAAGAACAAGAACAAACUUGUUGGCAAUGCGUCUGGAAAGCAAGCACCGCUAUCCCAGUCCAACACUUGGCUUUCAGUCCCGAUGGAACCUUAUUUGCAACAUGUGGCGAGAACGACAGACUAGUCAAAAUUUGGUACGAAAACAAACACUUUCUAUUUACGUCCAAAAGUACCGACGGCCCCAGCGAACUCGACUAUGGUUUCGUCUACAUCGCGCAUCCGCGCGCUGUCACCCAUUUAUCCUGGCGAACAACCAGCAAAUACAUGCCAAAAGGCUCAGUCUCAAACAUGCUCGUCACAUCCUGCAAGGACAACAUCUGCCGCCUGUGGGUCGAAACGGUGUUACCAGAAGACGGGUUAGUUAAUUUGUCGCAACUGGACCCACAAGCUCACCACCCCAAGUUCCGGACGCACCGCCACAAGCAUAGAUUCAUGCAAAGACUGAAACACAUGAAAACAUGUUUCCAUAUUCGGCGCCACGCUAAGCGACAAGCCCAAGGAGUGGGGGGUCCUUCGCCCCCUAUACCCACCUUACCGUCUACAUACAGCGUGCACGACUUCCAUUCCUACGGUUACCACGGCACAGGUGUCACCCCAGGCCUCCAUUUCCACCUCGCGGCCUCUGUCAACGCCGAAACCGAUAUUCCUCUCGUACCCAGUAUUAGCUUCUGCAACCCUCGCCCGGCUUUCGUUUUACACUGGCUGGACAACAAAGAAAUGCACUUCAGCAUGCAAGCCGAGUCGCUUCUCGAAGAACUGACGAGGAGGGUCGUCGAACACCCGGAAGGUAUAGAACCCAGCGAGGAACCUCUGAUGGAGACCGGCGGCCCUGAUAGUUUGGACGCGCGAAUCGAAACACUCUUGAGGGACUGGCACCACAGCCCUGAUUUACUCUUCAGUAUACACCCAGUAGAUGGCAGCUUUCUCAUCUGGGUUGUGGAGUGGCUCGACGAGUACCACCCGGGGUCGUUCCGCCAAGCCCAGGUCUCUUUCUCCACCCGCAUCCCGUCUGCGUUCCCCUUGGGCGAUUCCAUGAGCAUGUCCACCACGGUCAGUCUCUACAGUGCCGCCCCCAUCAUCAAACACCUAGUUAAAGACGCCGCCCACCGGGACGGACCAGGGGUUAGUCUGGCCAGUGUUAAAGAAGAAGAUGAGAGUAACCCCAACGCUGAAGUUCAACAACCACAAGACGAACAAAACGAGGAGUCCGUGGUGGUUUCUCUAGUCACUAAGCACGACAACGGAACGCUCAACUUGUGGGAGCUGACGUUCGCGGACCAAAGCAAGUUUAGUCAGGUUUUAAGUAUAGGACACAGGAGUAGGGCGUCCGGGCACCGAUUCCGGGUCAACGAUAUAACGUGCCAUCCGGUUUUGCCGCUCCUACUAACCACCAGUCAUCACAAUAUUAUCGAACAAAACAAGAACCAAAGCAGGGGUUUCUGCAGCGAACUGAUUUUAUGGAAGGUAGAUGCUGUUGGUCCCUUAUCUAAGUCUGGGGGUAUAUGUGAACUGGCACGGAUUAGUUCACCUGAGCCGUCAGCGUUUAGUAACGUGGCGUGGAUUCCGACGCUUCUCCCGUCGAGCACCUUGGGGAACUUCUCCAAUUCACCUAGUGCGUGCUUCGUAGCCUCAGACGGGGAGUGUCUAAGAGUCUACCAAGCAGUCAUAGACGCACGAACUCUUCUAGCCGACUUGUCGUUCAAAGAGCGCCGAGAAGUCGACGAAAACGACAGUAUUUCAGACUUAUCCUCCUACAACCAGGAGAGUCUCCUGGAGAAUAUUAACAUCGUGUCUCAACAGAGCACGGCCCGACCUGGCUGCAUAAUCCAACUCGAGACGAUCUCCCAGGCCAUCCAAUGGCAAAACACCACGUUCCUCCACGUCUACCAGGAGCAACUAAUCACGGGUCAGCGCAGCUCCCCGGUCAAUCUCUCCGAGCAUGACGCAAUGGUCGACCUCCAGCAAAACGCAGUCUUUGAAGAACCCUUCUACAUCGUCCUGUUAGAUUGCACUGACCAAAACACCAUAAUCCACAUGUGGAAACUCACCAUAGCCUCCAACGAAGCCGACUUUUCGCUCACCGGGAGCCAAAUGUACGUCCCGGAUUGUAACUUAGUCCAAGACGAGAACGACAUUUCUCGCAAAAACAGCAUGGAGUCGCUGCAUAUCAAACAAACUAAAGUUAGUCCCCAUAUUAAUAUAACCGUGACGAGGGAAGUCAAGCAGGUGCUACCCGUGCCGGAUGGGGUGGAAAUCGUGCAUGCGGCUCCCGCCGCCGGGCAUUUGAGCUCAGCGUCCAUUUAUCCGGCGUGCUUGGCGCCGUAUUGCUUCGCCACGGCUUGCAGCGACGGGGUGAUCAGGUUUUGGACGGUCACUAUGAACGCUAGCCAGGUGAAAAGCAUGAGGGAGUACCUUUUGGAGGAGGACGGCGAGGUGGUCAACACGGGGAAGAUGUGGACCGAGUGGAACAUGCUGAAGGAGUCCGCAAUCGAGAUCGAGGGCCAAGUCCUCAACAUCAGCGUCGCCUACUCCGGUCGCUUAGCUUGCGCCUACAAGUACGGCAAGAGCUUCACCCGCCCCAACAAAAACGACCCGGAUUCGCGCUUCAUCAACUUAUGCGUAGCGAUAUACGAGUGCGAGUCGACAGGCGGGACCGAGUGGCUCCUCGAGGACAUCAUCCACCUGAAAAACAUCCACCUACCAAGAAUAAACAUCGACAGACACUUGGAUCUUAGUUACUUGUACGAUUCGCGCACUUUGAAGAAGAAACAAAGAAUAAACGAAGUGUUGCACACCUUUUCGAACGACGAUAGACAGACAUUGAGUGCCGAGUCGCACAUUAAGCCGACUUUAUUGGCAGUUCCGAGUUUCACGACCUUGCAGUCACUGCGCAAGUCGAUCUCAGAGAUGGGGAAUAUAUGUCCACUGACGCAGAAACACUUGGUUCAGUUGGAUUGGGUGUCGAAUGAGGAUGGUUCACACAUACUUACCGUAGCUUGCGGGAGCAAAAUCAUGCUGUAUACCCCUUUGUCGACGGAUUUGGCGCAAGCUAACGUCAAAGCUAUGAAAGAGUCGGUUAAUAAUUACAGACCUAUUCUGCGUAAGGCGAGUUCGUUGGCGCAGCCGCUCUUCGUCGACGAUUUUAAAUGGAUGACGUUGCGCAAAAUCGAGUUACAAACGGCUGAUGGGCUGCCAGCUCUCCCAAUGCAGAUUAGUUGGGUCCGCGAUGGUAUUUUAGUGGUCGGGAUGGAUUCGGAAAUGCACGUGUACACACAAUGGAGACCCCAAAACCAAACUACUACCGCUAUGGAAAUAAGUGAGCCGGAUGGUAAGACGCUACGGGAUGUAGAUUUCCGGACUCUCACUCAAGAGAACCAAAGGAAACUAGCGGCCAUUCCGACUCUUGGAAGGAUUAGUAGUGUUAAUUUGCAGAUAUUGGAUCGAAAACGGGCUAACAAAGACUCCAAUAUUGACUACAUGCCGGACUAUGGGUUGUUCGAGGCGUCACGAAUCGCGUGUCCUGUGUUACCCCAAUACCACCCGAAGCAACUAAUGGAGUUGCUCAAUUCUGGGAAGAUUCGUUGGGUGAAGGCGAUUUUAGCCCAUUUGGUUAAGUGUAUUGGGGGUAAUCAAGAGACACCCGAAGACAUGCAAGGGUGGGCAAGAGCUAGGACUCUGUCGGUGAGUUACCCAGCGGGCAGUCCUGAACACAGAGCGAGUAUUGGGGAAAUCGCCUUGGACUAUGACGAAAUCAACAAUAUUCCUCCUUUGCCACUCUGGACGCUCCUGGCAGCCGAUAAAGAACAGUUCGUGCAACAAGAAGAAGAGAAAGAUUACAACGAGCUGUUCGACAAUAGUGUGGUGAUGGAAGAAUCGCUUGACACACUUCUGGAAGACAAGGAGAUCUCCAGAAUGGAUCGACGACAAUCGGAGCGUAAUGUUGGAAUUACACACUUCACUCCCAAGCAAGGUCGAGUUCUAUCGCGGCUUUUAACCCAUAUGCACCUACCAGGGUUGUCAAGUCUAGACCAAAUGCACUUACUAGCUUUAGCGGACACAGUGUCCACCUGUAAUACCGAUUUAGCGGAAAGGUUCGCCAUAGAUUCAGCCAAGUCGGCUAUGGCUAAAGAAAACUUAGUCGGACAGUCGGACGAAGUCAUCACCGACAGUCUCGACGACUGCGGACUCCGAUUCUUACUCGCAAUGAAGCACUACGGUUACCUUCUACGGUGCCUCCCGCUAGCCCAACGAACCCAUUUCCAGAAACAAGGCGUAGGUACCAAUAAUCUAGCCUGGGCCUACCAUUCCGAAAGCCAGGAAGAACUGCUCAACUUGAUUCCGAGCUAUGCAAAAGGCGAACCCACCUGGCCCCACCUUCGUGAACUAGGUGUAGGCUGGUGGAUUCGCAACCUCGGCAUGUUGAAGCAGGCGGUCCAAGUCCUAGCCAAAGCCGCCUACCAAGUCAAGCAAGACCCAAUGGACGCCGCCUUGUAUUAUUUAGCCAUGAACAAGAAAAGUCUGCUUUGGGGGCUUUAUAGGUCGAAGCGCGACCAAAAGAUGACCCAAUUCUUCGCCAAUAAUUUCUCGGAAGACCGGUGGCGCAAAGCUGCGCUUAAAAACGCGUACGCUUUAUUGGGCAAGCAGCGGUUUGACCACGCCGCCGCCUUUUUCCUAUUGGCCGGUAAUUUGAAGGACGCAACUGAGGUGUGUCUGCAGAAGCUACAAGACUUGCAAUUGGCUAUCAUUAUCGUGCGGUUGUACGAAGGGGACGGCGAUAGUUUUAAGAAGUUGUUGUACCAGGAGAUUCUAGGUUGCGAUGCAGAUGGGUCGAACCAAGAUAUUACGAAGGCGCACCCUGAUCCCUUUUUGCGCUCGAUGGCCUUUUGGUCUCUGAAGGAACACCAGGCUGCUUUGAGUACGUUGUUGAUCGGGAAUGCCGGGACUCAGCACUCGGCUCAUGAGGACGAAGCAAGGGAGACUAAAGAGGCCGACCCUAACGUUUUUAACUUUUAUGUGUAUUUGAGGACCCAUCCGCUGCUGGUGAGACAGCAUAUGGCGAGUUCGGGACACCGGAAGGUGUGGCUUCCAGGAGGGAAACAAGUGGUGGUGGAGGAGUCCAUCACUCCUUUAGAGAGACAGCUGUAUUUUGCGACGGCUCAUGGUCAUUUUCGAGCCGGGUGUCCAGCCCUGGCUUUGGAGGUCUUGUCCAAACUACCUUAUAUCGUUGCGGAUAAUAAACAAGCGACACCUUGUAAGUACCUAGUUACACUAUGGUGUUCUAGGUUAGUAAAUUUUGUUGUAGUGGUAUCACCAAGACAGAACGAAAAGUCCGAGAUUAAUACCGGGAUGAUCUCCUGGGAUAGCAAACCGGACGUGGGGCAAUCAGCCGGUGAUUUUGAUUGGGGUACCACCACUACCGAUUUUAAGACGAAAACAGACGAUUUAGAGUUGAAGUGGAGCGACGAUGAAGACGAUAAAGAGUCGGAAGAGUCCGACGAAGGAAUAAAGAUGAAGUGCGACAGUAAAGACGAAGAUGAAGAGGUUGAAGAACCUCCGGGUCAACACAUUGAUAUUAUGGCCCAACAGUUGAAGUUUGUCGCUUGUUUGAAAAUUCUCAUGGAGGAGUUGAGCACAUUGGCGACUGGAUUCGAAGUGGACGGUGGCCAAUUACGGUACCAACUGUACAUUUGGUUGGAAAAAGAAGUAGAAGCGUUACGACAACUAUGUAAUUACGCUACCACUGAUAUUGUCGAGCCGCUAGAACUAGAAGCAGCACCCGAAAUGGAAAAUGCAGCCUGUGAAGCCGGUACUAGACCCACCCUUCACGAAAUUCUAGUCCAGGAGAAACUGGACUUUGAAGCCAAAGUACAAAGGGCUGCUAAAAGAAAGCGUUGGCUUAGAGCCAAUGAAAUCCUUCUGCGCACUCUACUCAGCUACUGUUCCUUGCACGGAGCCACCGGCGGUCUAGCCUCAGUCCGAAUGGAACUAGUCCUUUUGUUACAAGAACUCCAACAAGAAAAAACCCAUCAACAACUUCUAAGUCCUCUACCUUUCCCCACAAGCUUACCUCUUCUAGCCGCUAGUGUCGCUAGUAGUAAAACCGUGAUCGCAGACCCCAUCAGAUACCUCCAGUGUUUAAUCCACGACAUGCUCCAAACCAUGGUGGAGUUGCCAAAACCUAACACUUCGCAAAACCAACUUCUAGUGUUGAGAGACUUGGCAAUAGCGCUUUCAGCUUGCAUCUACCAAUCACUGUGCGACUCCGACACCUUCAAGAGUAACUUACCCGAAACCCAAGAUCUUUGUUCGACGCAUCUAGUUGGCAGACGCAGACGCAUGUCCAUUAACGAUGGCCAACAAAUUAUCACUUUUCCGCCUAAGUGGCCUGGAGUUACGAGUCUCCGGGCUUUGUUAGCGCGCGAAAAAGACGAAGACACUCCGCGACUUACGGUUGUGUUGUGUGAGGCGUUUACGGCUACGUAUCUGGCGCUGGUGCUGUAUGGACUCAGUACUUGCGAUUGCGUGAUACUUUUCCACGUUACGGGGCAUGUUUUCAACACGGAUGUAUGGGGACGCUUGUUUGGUGGCGGAAUCAAGAAAUUGCUCAGAACUGCCAGCAUUACCGGAAAUCAAGCCAGUUCUCAAAACCAGGGAACUCAAAGUGCUCAAGGUACACCGACUGAAGAGAUUUCGGGACCUACCAAUUGGUUGAAUAAGCAAAGAGUGAAACUGAACACGAAGUUACUAGGACAUCAGCCGUCGCAAAUGAAGGAGGAUAAGCCGACGUAUAGGGAACAGUUCGUGCCACCUGAAAUGAGCAUUUUAGCGUUCCUGUUAACCAAACCCAUCGCCGGCCCCGACUGUGACGAAGUCUCCAGCGACUCCGAGAGCGAAGACGAGGACGUUUUUGACAUGCCAGCUCCCACAGUACGGACUGUCAACAACGAACAUUCAGACCCGAACUCGUACUCCUGGUUGGUGCUAAAACUGGCAACAUUGAAGAUAGUACAAACACGAAUGAACGAAUUUUUAUCGGUGGCUGGCCUGGAAAUGAACGAACUCCCAGUAGCGAGCCCCCUAAUCCACGCCUGCUUACGUCGCCUGACCAACUGGCAAGACAGCCUUAAGAAAGAACUAGAUUGUAGACAAGCCCCACCUGAAUAUAUCCCGGGGUGUUUCGUCGAGAACACCACAGGUCCACCUAUCCAAAAAUACCGCCAACUCCUCGAGCCCCACAACACUCCAUUUAGUAACAAGAGCUCAGCGAGCACCGCUCGCCGCCUCUGGACCUACUUAGUCCACCAAGAGGCGGUCCAGGACAUCUUCAUCCGAGCCGUGUUCGGCAAGCGCCGCUCUCUGAGCGCCCUCGAGGAAGAGCUCCCCCACCCCGAGCCGGCGGCCCCCGAGCCCGUCCGCAUAAUCCACAAAGAGCAGGACUCCAUAGCCGCUUUCAGCCUCAACCAAGUGAGCUCCGGCUUGAUCGUGGUGGCGACGCCUCGAGAAAUCCAAGAGAUGGACAUCUCGCUGCUGCUGGAGCUGCCGGCGUGGCUCGAGGACGAGUGCGAGCUCGACAUCCUAAACCUGACCAAGGAGGUGCCGGAUCCGAGCGUUCCGCCCUUCCUGGUGAUCCAGAGCGCCGGCGACAAGGGCAAAGAGACCCAGCCGGGGAGUCCGCAGCCCGGGAUCGCCAGCCAGAGCGGGCGUGGCGCCAGCGUGAUGAAGGGGCUAAGCUUCCCGGGCUGUCACGAUGCCAAUUUUGUCCAUCUCGUUCUGCUUCGGUCGGCGCACAUGCUUCGACCGGUGUUAAAACAUAAAAUUGACGGAGUUAGAAGAAUCAGCGCCCAUCCUUUACUUCCACUUUAUUUAACCGGCGGCCAAGAUGGCUCAGUACAGUUGUGGGAGUGGGGCCACCAGCAACCCGUCGCCACCCCCAGACCCCCGGGUACCUACGCAAAGGUCACCAGGGUGAGGUUCUCUCAACACGGGAACAAAUUCGGCGUCGCCGACUCGGAUGGAAACUUGAGCUUGUUCCAAGUGGGACUCAGCGCCAACGCGACCAGACCAUUCUUCACGUUGCAAUGCCACAACAAAGGCAUAAGCGACUUCGUUUUCCUGGGGUCCUGCAGUCUGCUGGCCACUGCUGGACACAGCUCCGAGAGCAAGAACGUGUGCAUCUGGGACUCGAUUUUGCCCCAUGGGAAGGCCUUGGUGGUGGCAUUCACGUGCCACGACCAGGGUGCCAGCAGCUUAGUCUUCGCACCACAGCACCAGCUGCUGAUUUCUGCUGGAAAACGCGGCGACGUGUGUCUGGUGGACGUCCGGUCCAAGACGGUCCGACACAAAUUCACGGCCCAUGAAAGCGCCGUCAAGUGCAUAGCGAUUGACCCCCACGAGGAGUACUUCGCUACGGGGUCGGCCGACGGCGAUAUCAAGAUCUGGGCCAUUGCUCUCCCCAACAUCCUGCUGUCGCUCCCGACCGAGCACGCCAGGAGCAGCUUCUUCAAGAACAUAGGGCAGGGAGUGACUCAGCUCCACAUCGACUCGCACGCUCGGUUGUUCUCGUGCGGGGCCGACGGGAGUAUGAAGGUCCGCCAGCUGCCGGAUCGGGAGACCUUGCUGGGUCAGCACCACAACCACCAUUAAUCGUUUGCCUAAUUACAAGAUGUAGCGCUUUUUAGGUUGAUCUAGCAUUCUGAUUACUUUAACUGAUAUUUUUAUAGCUUGUUAAUGACUGUUUCGGGUCCUCAUGUUGUUUAUGUCGAAAUUUCUAUGUAUCUGUCUAUAUAAUUGUUGAAUGUACAAAAUAUACACAGAUUUAGAAGUAUUGCGGUUUUAGAUGUAAAUCUACGCUUUGAAUAAAUAUUUUGUUCCAAGGA